Striga hermonthica is the source of this 314-nucleotide messenger RNA. Lineage: Eukaryota; Viridiplantae; Streptophyta; Magnoliopsida; Lamiales; Orobanchaceae. The record is from the annotation of a GenBank genome assembly.
UCACAUUCUACACAUUUAACAGUCAGGUGUCCAGGUUCAUUUUACUUGGAGAGGUCUCACUCGGUUUGGGUAAAAACUCGAGUCCAAAUCCAACUUGAAUUGGAUUUUUCAGUUGGACCUAAAGUUGUAAAUAAAUUUGUGGUAAAAAGGUAUAUUGUGAUUGGGCCCAAGGCCCAAACCCAAUCGCCCAAGUCCAGCCCAAAGUCCAAUUGCCAAGAACCAAGAACCGGGCCCAGGCCCGGGCCAAGGCCCGUGCCCGAGCCGACUGGCCGACGGGUGUGCGCGCGUGUGGCCGAAAACAACACCAACACUUG